UCCGGUGUUUUAUCGUCACAGGAAGCAGACUUCAGUUGCGGAAGUAUGAUGUGUAGGUGUUCGUUCAGUACAUGUUUUGAUUUAGCAGUUUAGUGCAAUGUCUAAACUGUACACAGAGAAACUGACCCGGCUCUACGAGCGGUAUCGGGAGUACGUUACGAAGAACCCUGCAGCGACUGGACAACUGGAGAGCACCGUAAGAACGCUGUCGUACCUCAUUUCGGGGCGUUUCACUGACUCCCACGAAAUCUCUGAAUUGGUGUACUCUGCCUCCAACCUGCUGGUGCUGCUUAAUGAUGGCAUUCUGCGCAAAGGGCUGUGUCGAACCCUACCCAUGUCUCUCUCUCAGCAGAGGCUUCUCACCUGGCUGUCAGUGGUGGAGUACUUGGAGGUGUUCCUGGAGAUGGGGGCCACCAAGCUGUGGGGGGAGGGAGGUCGCUGGCUGGUCAUAGUGCUCAUCCAGAUCACUAAAGCCGUCUUGCGCUUCCUACUGCUCUUCUGGUACAGAUCUGGCAUGCAGACUUCCCCUCCUAUUACCCCACUGGACAGGGAGGCACAGGGAGGCAACGGUAACAGAGAUGAGGACCAUGAUGACCACCAGGAUGACAGCUCCUUCGUGGGCCAGCGGUCAGGGAGGGUGAUGAGGCCGUUGGGCAAUGCUCCCUCUCUGCAGGCCCGUCUGUGGGCAGCCCCCAGUAGGGAGAAGAGGUGUGCUGUGGAGGAGGAUCUGACCUCUAGUCCCACUGCCCUGGGGGUCCAGGAGACCAUAGCAGAGUCCAUGUACAUCGGACGCCCGCUGGUACACUUGCUCUGCCUGGGAAUGUGUGGGAGAGGCUCCUGGAAACCGUGGCUCAUAUCUGGAGCCAUGGAAAUGACCAGUUUUGGUUUGAUGAGUGACACUAAAUCUCUGAACCGGCGGGAGAGGGCGGAGGUGAGGAGGAGAGCCUUUCUGCUUCUGUACUACCUGCUCCGCUCCCCUUUCUACAACAGAUUCUCUGAGACAAAGAUCCUGUUCCUACUCCGAUUUCUGGCAGACAACGUUCCCGGCGUCGGGUUGGUUGCUCGCCCUCUAAUGGAUUACCUACCUGUCUGGCAGAAGAUCUACUUCUAUAACUGGGGCUGAGGGCAAGAGGUGGUUGAAGGUCACCUGGCCAGCUGGAUAGGGAUCGACACUAAAGAGGAAGACCCUCAGUAAAAUACAGAGCCAGAGACACAAGUCCCCCACAGACUCACUAGAAAACCUGUGCUGGUUAAUCUGCUCUAUUUCAGCUGGGACCCUCAAAUAAGAUCCAACAUGCAGUUAUGUUGCUAGGGCAUUCAAGAGUACCUUACGGAUCCUUCCGUUCUGUUGCUAGGGCAUGCCAGAGUAUCUUACGGAUCCUUCCGUUCUGUUGCUAGGGCAUGCCAUAGUAUCUUACGGAUCCUUCCGUUCUGUUGCUAGGGCAUGCCAGAGUAUCUUACGGAUCCUUCCGUUCUGUUGCUAGGGCAUGCCAGAGUAUCUUACGGAUCCUUCCGUUCUGUUGCUAGGGCAUGCCAGAGUAUCUUACGGAUCCUUCCGUUCUGUUGCUAGGGCAUGCCAUAGUAUCUUACGGAUCCUUCCGUUCUGUUGCUAGGGCAUGCCAGAGUAUCUUACGGAUCCUUCCGUUCUGUUGCUAGGGCAUGCCAGAGUAUCUUACGGAUCCUUCCGUUCUGUUGCUAGGGCAUGCCAGAGUAUCUUACGGAUCCUUCCGUUCUGUUGCUAGGGCAUGCCAGAGUAUCUUACGGAUCCUUCCGUUCUGUUGCUAGGGCAUGCCAGAGUAUCUUACGGAUCCUUCCGUUCUGUUGCUAGGGCAUGCCAUAGUAUCUUACGGAUCCUUCCGUUCUGUUGCUAGGGCAUUCAAGAGUACCUUACGGAUCCUUCCGUUCUGUUGCUAGGGCAUGCCAGAGUACCUUACGGAUCCUUCCGUUCUGUUGCUAGGGCAUGCCAGAGUACCUUACGGAUCCUUCCGUUCUGUUGCUAGGGCAUGCCAGAGUACCUUACGGAUCCUUCCGUUCUGUUGCUAGGGCAUGCCAUAGUAUCUUACGGAUCCUUCCGUUCUGUUGCUAGGGCAUUCAAGAGUACCUUACGGAUCCUUCCGUUCUGUUGCUAGGGCAUGCCAGAGUAUCUUACGGAUCCUUCCAGUCUGUUGCUAGGGCAUGCCAGAGUAUCUUACGGAUCCUUCCAGUCUGUUGCUAGGGCAUGCCAGAGUAUCUUACGGAUCCUUGCCUUUUGCAUUCCCUCCUUGUUCUUUAUUUUUGUAAUCUGAGUGAUUUCUGUCAUAUCUUCCAUCAGACUGAUCUUGAACCAGUAUAUGAUGAAUUGAUUGUGUGAUUUAGUUCUCCUUUUGUAAACUAUACAUUACCUAGUGGUGUUAUUGACCGAGUGGUAUGAGAUCUCUUUGGCACCGCUGGUGAAGAUCAUCUAGUCAGUCAGUUUUGCUGUCUGUCACUGGGAACAAUCCCUCCUAAAUGUCUCCAGUUAAACAACCCACUACAGCUAGCCCUGAUGGGUUCUGUGCAGUUGGUCCUACAGCAUUACAUCAAAUGACUUUUGAGGCUGGUUGAAGUUCUCUCUAUGGGGCUGUCCCAAUAUCUAAUUUCUCCCAAAGUGUGCACUUGUUCACUCCUUCCCACAAAUCUAGAUUGGCAUGGGUUAGUGGGAGUUUCCACCAUAUUUCAUAUACUAGUCAAUUCCUUUCAAAUCUGUGAAGGAACGUUAAUUGGAGGAAGGAGAGAAUUGGGCCAUAACCCUUAUGUUUGUCAGAUUGGGUAGAAAAACAAAUGAACAAUGUAUGUGACCAUGAUAUGGAAUCUAACAUUUGUAUAUUAAAUAUAUGCUGUAUUCUCAAUUAUUGGUAUUAACUACCUAAUUGUGCUGUUCUAGUAGAGGUACUUUAUUUAACCAGGCAAGUCAGUUAAGAACAAAUUCUUAUUUACAAUGACAGCCUAGGAACAGUGGGUUAACUGCCUUGGUCAGGGGCAGAACGACAGAUUUUUACCUUGUCAGCUCAGGGAUUAGAUCCAGCAACCUUUCGGUUACUGGCCCAACGCUCCAACCACUAGGCUACCUGCCGUUCCAUCUAAUUGUUAAUUAAUUGGGGUUGAGAAUUAAGAAUCGAUUUUCGUAGUUUAUCCAGACUACUUGAAAACAACUAUCUGGAAAUACAUUGAAACCAGGUUGUUUUCCCUGUGUGAAAAAAGUGUUGAUGAUUGGGGGGAAGUGGAAUGUUGUGGCUCUGAGUGCCUUUCAAAAGUUGACUUACCAGAGGAAAAAGGAAAUCUCUAAUGUACUUAUUUAAAAUUGUGCAAAUGUUUUUAUUUAUGAAUCCUAUAAAUGUGUUGAAUAAAUCACCAGAGUAAUAAUCUGGUACCACCCAG
This is a messenger RNA of Salmo salar (Atlantic salmon), 3396 nucleotides long. The record is from RefSeq and is a predicted model, not a curated record. NCBI's taxonomy places the organism in Eukaryota, Metazoa, Chordata, Actinopteri, Salmoniformes, Salmonidae.